GCAGACCAUGCCGCGCUCCACCUCGCUCUUCCCGCUGCUGCUUCUGCUGCUGCCGCCGCUGGCUUCGGGCCUCGGACUCCGUGCCGCCGGCGGCCGGCGCCCCGAGUGCGGUCCGUGCCGGCCCGAGCACUGUCCGGCGCCCGCGCGCUGCCCCGCGCCCGCGAUUGCGGCGCGCGACGAGUGCGGCUGCUGCGCGCGCUGCCUGGGCGCGGAGGGCGCGAGCUGCGGGGGGCGGGCCGGCGCGCGCUGUGCCCCGGGCCUGGUGUGCGCCAGCCGCGCCGCGGGGGCGGCGCCCGAGGGCACCGGGGUCUGCGUGUGCGCGCAGCGCGGCGCCGUCUGCGGCUCCGACGGCCGCUCCUACCCCAGCGUAUGCGCGCUGCGCCUGCGCGCCCGGUACACGCCCCGCGCGCACCCGGGCCACCUGCACAAGGCGCGCGAUGGCCCCUGCGAAUUUGCCCCCAUGGUUGUCAUUCCACCCCGGAGUGUCCACAACGUCACUGGUGCACAGGUGUACCUGUCCUGUGAGGUGAGGGCUGUGCCCACCCCUGUCAUCACGUGGAGGAAGGUCACACAGUCUCCUGAGGGCACUCAGGUGCUAGAGGACCUUCCUGGGGACCACGUCAAUAUAGCUGUCCAGGUGCGAGGGGGCCCUUCUGACCACGAGGCCACAGCCUGGAUUUUGAUCAACCCUCUGAGAAAGGAAGAUGAGGGAGUGUACCUGUGCCAUUCAGCAAAUGCGGUUGGGGAGGCCGAGUCCCACGGCACGGUGACAGUUAUGGAUCUGAGUAAAUACAAAGUCCCCCGCUAUCCAGCUCCAGACGACCGCAUGUGAUGGAGCAAUGGUCUUAGAAACCUGAUGACGGGAUGUUGGAAAAGUCAAGUCAUGGAUCGUUUUUUUUGUGUGUGUGAAGAGUUGGAGAAACUGCUUGUAGAUGACCCCUUUUGUAUGUUUUUACAGAUUAGAUGCAAACUAGAUUCGUAUGCACAUGUAGUUUUUAGCAGGGCAAGCAUUGGGAAACCAGACUGCAUGUGGCUUUUCUAUACUUUUGAAAUGAACUGCUCCGUAAGAAUUCUUUUUUAACUACUCCCUCCCAGGGAAGGUCACCUGGUGGUAUGUUUGUAAUUCUAAAGGGCUGGAACAAGGCCUGUUUCAGCCUUGUGUCUUUACCUCAUCUGUCUGUGACUGAUUAGCAAAGCUCUGUGACUUAGUGUGUGUUGUAGAAGGAGGGAGAGAGUCCUGCCUUCAUCCUCUGCCUGCUCUCUGACUCGCUGUGUGACCUGGAUAGGCCCCUCCCCAUUCUGGACCUUUGUCUCUAGCUGUUUGGACUAGCUGUUACCUGGGUCCCUUGGAGCCCUGCCAUCCCAGAGUAAGAUGGCCCUGUGGAAAAAAUACAGGAAGUAUAGUCUUAGCAUUCGUUUUCAAGACUGCUCAAAACAGCUGCCACCGCUUCAUACCAGAGUGGGUGUGGAGCUGGCCACAGCUCUUCUGUUCCUGCCAUUUUCCCACCUUAAAGAGAUGGAGUUCUAGACGGGACACUUUACCAGACUCCGGAGCCCCUUGGCUGGGUGCUUGGGGACCAAGGUGUCCCUUUGUCAACAAGCCCAGCAUCCUCUAACCAGGUAAGCAGUAGACACCUGGCUUCUGGACAUCAAACUGAAGAAAUGGGGUCAGUUGCUUCUUCCUCUGAGCUGUGGGAUUAGAGUAUUAAUAGAAUACAUUUUACUUAGAGACGUUUUGACCUCACCCAGAAAUUAGGCUUGCUUUCUUUCUGUUCUUUCUUUUCUUUCUUUCUUGUUUCUUUCCUUUUCUUCUUUUCUUUUCUCUCUUUUUUUAAAAUAUUUUUAAUGAUUAUUUACUUUUGAGAGAGAGAGAGAGAGAGAGCAAGCGCAUGUGCGCAAGUUGGGGAGGGGCAGAGAGAGAGGGGGAGACACAGAAUCCAAAGGUGUCAGCACACAGCCUGACACCAGGCUCGAAUAAACUCACAAACCGUGAGAUCAUGACCUGAGCUGAAGUCAGAAGCUCAACCGACUGAGCCACCUAGGUGCCCCUCUUUUCCUUUCUUUCUUUCAGUGAGACGAGUAUUUAUUAUCUGACUGAAAAAAUAGAUUCCCCUGGGUGAUUAAAAAUUUUUUUAAGUCAGAAUUGGGAUCUCACUUGUGUCUUGUCCUUAAAGUUCAUGAAGUGCUUUUCUGUCUGUGGCCUCUUCACAACUCCAGCACGGCAGGCAGGGUAAACGCGGAUGUCCCAACUCCCUUUGCAGAUGAAGAAACCAGGCUCCGAGAGGGAGAUGCUUGCCCAAGGUCCGAGGGCCUCCGAGAAGGACCAGAACUUGGGGCACCCUUUCUAUGCCAUGGUGCUGCUUCUCGGGAUAAUCUCAUGGCUAUGGAAAGGAAGGGGCUUCAGGGACUCUCCUCCUGGUCCCUCUCAGCUUUUACAGCAUACUCCCAUGCCCCUCCCCACUAGGUAUCACAUUCUGGUAUCCUUUUUGGAAUUGCAUUUUCUCCCUUUGAGCCUGGCCAUUCCGUAUCUGAAAUAUUGGGGUGGCAUCACCCUGAUGUACUACAUGGCAGGAGCAGAGCCUGAAAAUCCAGAAACAUGAGGUCCAUUUGGGGAUUCAUCCCUGGCUUGCUGCCUGACUCCAAGCAAGUCCCCUCACCUUCUGGACCUCCGUUUCCUCAUUUGAAUAAGAAGGCAACGAAACUAGAUGGGUAGUUUGCAAACUUUAAAACACUGGAACCCCUGUCUUUGAAUAAAAUCAGAGUUGAAACUGA
Molecule: messenger RNA, 2772 nt
Organism: Acinonyx jubatus (cheetah)
Lineage: Eukaryota; Metazoa; Chordata; Mammalia; Carnivora; Felidae
Gene: IGFBPL1
Product: insulin like growth factor binding protein like 1
Exons: 5
Coding region: 8-832 (274 amino acids)
Biological process (GO): regulation of signal transduction; regulation of cell growth
Cellular component (GO): extracellular region
Molecular function (GO): insulin-like growth factor binding
Source: RefSeq, a predicted model, not a curated record